CUUUGAGGGACCCUGAUGCAUCAGGGCCAUCCUCUUCUCAGACCCCUUUUCGGUUGUGUUGCUCAAAGAAGCGUCGGCUUUUUCCUGAGAUCGCUCCGCACAAAUCAGCGCCUCGAGAACCGCGCAUCCUUCGCUGUCCGUGUGUUUGUAACGCGUCCAAUGGAAUGCCCAUGGCAGUUGACCGUCGAGUGAUCCCGUUCAGCUCUCCUGUUGUUCGGAAAAAGCGCUCUAAGGGAACGAAGAACAUGAAAAAAAAAAGAGGAGCUACGUGUGGAGAAGCACUGUAGAUAUCCCCCAAACGCCAAUCUUCCCUAACCUCAUGAAAGGACGAACAAUUCGACGUAAAGCAAACUUGGAUGGAAUUACCAGACCUGCAGAGACGCUGCGUGAUCACAUCACUGUUCCCAGUUGCAAAUUGGACAAGUGUCAAAAAAUUUUCGAGAGAAAAGUCCCAAAGAUGGCGAUUUGUUUUUUUCCCUGGACUGGUUUAUUGGAUACUUUGGAUUUGCAAAGCUGCGGAUUGAGUCAAAGUCAUAGCCUCAUGCGUGUCGUGGAACACCACCAGGAUCAAAGCAACCCGCUCUUGCGCAAAUGCUGUGUGGAUCGAUGACAGGCGAAGCAGUGUCUUCCUGCUCGUCAUUUACGCCAGCGUGCGUUGCAAGACCUGCAUCAUCAUCGCCGCUCAGCAAAAGUUAGUGCUCGUCAAGGCGGUCCGAUUUCAUUUGAAAAGCACUCGGUCAUUCUAUGCGAGUUCCUUCGCAGAGACACUCGAACGUUGUGUUUGCUCACGAACACGUAGCAAACGGCGCAGCCAGGCCUGCAACCGCGAUGACCAUGCGGAUAGUUGACAGAGAUGGAUCUCGCCCUCAUCAUGACGCCCGAAGAGCAAAAGUGUUGCCAGACACCUUUGGCAGCCGCAAUGGCACGGCUCUCACGCGAAAGGCGGGCUGGUUUCAACCGGCUAACGCCGGCCGACGGGCGAUUGUUACCGUUGGUACUUUCGUAGUCCACACCCAAAUCCACUUCUGUGGCGACAAGCUCGGCAGUGAGAGUCGUUUCGUUCAAGACGGAGUCCUUAGCUCCGCACAAUGAAUGCGAACAGGGUGCGGUGAUUUUUCAACUCUGGAUCCAAGUCUGGUGCUGCCGAGGAUGAGGUCGACAUCCGGGGGCUGGAGCGCCAUUACUGGACAGUCCAGGAAGACGACUGCUACUUGCUCACGCAAACAAGAAACGGCAGCGUCGGCGGACCUGAAAUGCGGCCGCCGAAAGCUUCGGGUGCUGCUCGUCGCUACCAAGAGUUCGACCGCCGGGGGAAAUUUGGAUUUCUCGACGUCCGGGAUCGCGCUGCGGCUCAGGCGUAGAUCGAGAUCGGAUGCGUCGAACCUGCGACUGGGUGAAGCCCGUCGUUUUGCGGUCUUGCCACAUUACACAUCCAACCGAUGUUGGACUUUGUGUGCCUUCUUUUUUUCUCCCGUCUUUCCAAGUUUACGUGUGGCUUCCGCACAGUUCUUGUUUUUUAUUUUUCUCCACGGGCCGUUGCACAUUGGGCCAUCGGAGAAGCUGCGCCGAGCGUCAUUUGCCAUCCAGCUUGCUUUGGGGUCUUGUUUUCUUCUUUGUUGGGAAUGCUUGCAUUACUUUGCAGCCAUUCACGCGUGUGUAAAACUUUAAAAAAAAAAAUUCAUUCCAACCGACACAGCGUCAUGGUUAAAGCUGGC
Molecule: messenger RNA, 1715 nt
Organism: Verruconis gallopava
Lineage: Eukaryota; Fungi; Ascomycota; Dothideomycetes; Venturiales; Sympoventuriaceae
Exons: 1
Coding region: 1093-1668 (191 amino acids)
Source: RefSeq, a predicted model, not a curated record